Molecule: messenger RNA, 1524 nt
Organism: Aspergillus thermomutatus
Lineage: Eukaryota; Fungi; Ascomycota; Eurotiomycetes; Eurotiales; Aspergillaceae
Product: catalase
Exons: 6
Coding region: 1-1524 (507 amino acids)
Biological process (GO): response to hydrogen peroxide; hydrogen peroxide catabolic process
Cellular component (GO): peroxisome; cytoplasm; mitochondrion
Molecular function (GO): heme binding; catalase activity
Source: RefSeq, a predicted model, not a curated record
AUGCCGAGCCCUAUGUUUACGUUGGCAGAAGGCCAGCCGAUUGCAGAUCCAUCUGUCAGUACCACGCUGCCCACUUUCGGCAGCGGUGGCAUCACGACCUUGGGCGACACGCUCCUCCUUGAGACGCUUGCGCAUUUUAACCGUGAGCGUAUCCCUGAACGGUCAGGAGCCAUUUCAACCCGCGAUGCCAACGUCGAGCUGACAUUGACUAGGGUAGUUCAUGCGAAGGCUGCCGGGGCUUGGGGUGACUUCGAGGUCACCAAUGAUAUAUCCUCCCUCACGUCGGCCAAAUUCCUCAAUGGCGUGGGCAAGAAAACGCCGGUACUCUUUCGUCUAAGCACGACUGGCGGCGAAAAGGGCAGCGCAGACACCGUGCGAGAUGUGCGAGGCUUCUCCGUUAAGUUCUUCACGGAGCAGGGCAACCACGACAUUGUCGGGAAUCAUAUUCCGGUGUUCUUUGUCCGUGACCCGGUUAGAUUCCCUUCCCUCAACCGCAGUCACAAACGACAUCCCGCAACUAACCGGCCGGAUUGGACAAUGUUCUGGGACUUCCACGUCAACCAGCCGGAGAGUGUCCACGCGUUGAUGCACCUAUUUGGCUCGCGCGGUAUCCCCGGGUCCAUCCGUCGAGUGACGGGUUUCGGUGUGCAUACCUUCAAGCUGGUGGCGGCUAAUGGCAGUUUCCGCUACUGCAAGUUCCACUUCCGGCCGACGCAGAGCUUCACCCACUUCUCUGGAAAACAAGCCACCCUCAUGGCGGGAGCAAAUGCCGACUUCCACAACCAGGAUCUGUGGGAUGCCAUCUCUCGGGGCCAAUUCCCGGUAUGGAAGCUUUACGUGCAGGUCAUGGAGCCUGAGCAGGCGGAGACCUACGGCCGCGCUCUGUUUGAUAUCACCAAAGUCUGGCCUCACGCGGAGUUCCCCUUGAUUGAAGUCGGCCAAAUGACUCUCAAUAAGAAUCCCGAGAACUACUUUGCUGAGAUCGAACAAGCCGCCUUCUCGCCGUCCAACAUGGUCCCCGGCAUCGCAAUGACGCCCGAUCCUAUGCUGCAGGCCCGCAUGUUCGCCUAUCCUGACGCGCAGCGAUACCGCCUCGGGGUGAACUAUACCCAGCUCCCUUCGAACCGGGCAAUCUGUCCCAUCUAUGCGCCCUUUGAGCGUGAUGGAAUGGGCACUAUAACCCAGAACUAUGGCGGUGACCCAAACUACGUGCGCAGUACCUUGAGCCCCGGCGUGCCCAGCCAGGUAAUUUCCAAUGUGCGACACACCGAGCGUAUCGCACACAAUGCGACCCUCGGCCAGAAUGAGAUUCGGGUUGAUGAUGAGGACUACGUUCAGCCGCGUGAACUGUGGACCCGAGUCUUUGACGAGACUGAGAGGAGGGAGUGGGUGGCGAAUGUAUCGGAAACUUUGGAGAACGUGCCGGCGCCGCUGAAGGAAGCUGUCAUCGAGAUGUUCGGCAAAGUCGAUCCCCAGAUUGGUCAAAUGAUGAGUGCGAAGACUCAGAGCAGCUCGCGCCUUUAG